ACCAUCUCUCUCUUUCUUCAUUUCUUUUUUCUCCCUCUCUCUCUGAAGGGUUUUCUCAAAAUCUGGUUUUUAUGAGGUUGUUAUCUUGAAAUGGGAAGGAGAUCGAGAGCUCCUGAGAGAGACCAUCUUCUCAGAAUCUGAUGUUGCUGAGGAGUUCUCGACUUCCAGCUUGAGUUCCUGACAUUUCGACCCCUCUCCUUUGAGUCCUUUUGGAUUCUGGAAUCAUGUCUCAGACCAACUGGGAAGCGGAUAAGAUGUUAGAUGUGUACAUUUAUGAUUAUUUGGUGAAGAGGAAUUUGCACGCGUCAGCAAAGGCCUUUCAAGCCGAAGGAAAAGUGUCUUCGGAUCCCGUUGCAAUCGAUGCUCCAGGUGGGUUUCUCUUCGAAUGGUGGUCUGUGUUUUGGGAUAUCUUCAUUGCCAGGACAAAUGAGAAGCACUCGGAUGUUGCUGCCUCUUACAUAGAGACCCAAUUAAUCAAGGCACGAGAGCAGCAGCAACAGCAGCAGCAGCAGCAGCAACAACAACAACAACAACCACAACAGCCACAACACCAGCAGCAGCAGCAACAACAGAUGCAAAUGCAGCAACUCUUAUUGCAGAGGCAUGCACAACAGCAGCAGCAUCAGCAGCAGCAGCAGCAGCAGCAGCAGCAACAACAACAGCAGCAGCAGCAGCAGCAACGGAGAGAGGGAGCACAUCUUAUAAAUGGUACUGCAAAUGGGCUUGUUGGUAAUGAUCCUCUAAUGCGACAGAAUCCAGGAACUGCAAAUGCAUUGGCGACUAAGAUGUACGAGGAACGGUUAAAGCUUCCACUUCAGAGAGACUCUUUGGAUGAUGCGUCUAUGAAGCAAAGGUUUGGUGACAACGUUGGCCCGCUCCUGGAUCCAAACCACGCGUCGAUGUUAAAGUCAGCUGCAGCAUCUGGCCAACCUUCUGGGCAAGUGUUGCAUGGGACACCUGGUGGUAUGUCAGGGGCACUUCAGCAAGUGCAAGCUCGAAAUCAGCAGCUUCAAGGAUCUACACCGGACAUAAAGAGUGAGAUGAAUCCAGUAUUGAAUGCCAGAGCUGCGGGUCCCGAUGGAUCGUUAAUUGGAGUUCCUGGAUCAAAUCAAGGUGGUAACAAUUUGACGCUGAAAGGAUGGCCUCUUACAGGUUUUGAUCAGCUCCGGUCAGGAAUUUUACAACAGCAAAAGUCAUAUAUGCCAUCCCCGCAAACAUAUCCUCAGCUUCAGUUGCUGACUCCACAGCAUCAGCAGCUUCUGAUGCAGGCACAGAAUAUGACCUCCUCAUCACCAGGUGAGGUUGACAGCAGAAGACUAAGAAUGCUUCUGAACAACCGGAACAUGGUUCUUGGGAAGGAUGGACAGUCCAAUUCUGUUGGUGAUGUAGUUCCAAAUGUUGGGUCUCCAAUGCAAGCUGCAUGUUCCGUUUUGCCUCGUGGAGGAGAAACAGAUAUGAUAAUGAAGAAAAUAGUUCAGUUGCAGCAGCAGCAGCAACAACAACAACAUAACAGUAAUCAGCAACAACAGCUUCAGCAGCACGCGCUCUCGAGUCAGCAGUCGCAGAGUUCAAACCCACAUCUUCAUCAGCAAGACAAAAUGGGCACUGGCAGUGUUACUGUGGAUGGUAGCAUAUCAAACUCCUUUCGAGGAAAUGAUCAGGCUUCAAAGAAUCAGGGUGGGAGAAAGAGAAAGCAGCCUGGAACAUCUUCAGGUCCUGCCAAUAGUUCAGGAACUGCAAAUACGACUGGACCCUCCCCAAGUUCAGCUCCCUCAACACCCUCCACUCAUACACCGGGAGAUGUGAUCUCAAUGCCUUCUUUGCCUCAUAAUGGUAGCUCAUCAAAGCCAUUGAGUAUGUUUGGCUCUGAUGGACCUGGAACUCUUACUUCACCAUCGAAUCAAUUGUGGGAUGAUAAAGAUAUUGAAUUGCAGGCUGAUAUGGAUAGAUUCGUGGAGGAUGGUUCUUUGGAUGAUAACGUGGAGUCAUUCUUAUCUCAUGACGAUGCAGACCCCAGAGAUACAGUUGGCCGCUGCAUGGAUGUCAGCAAAGGGUUCACAUUUACUGAGGUUGGUUGUAUCCGAGCUAGUUCAAGUAAAGUUGUCUGCUGCCACUUUUCAUCAGAUGGAAAGCUGCUUGCUAGCGGUGGCCAUGAUAAAAAGGCUGUGUUGUGGCACACGGAGACUUUAAAGCCAAAGACUGCACUGGAAGAGCAUUCUUUGUUGAUUACUGACGUUCGUUUCAGUCCAAGCAUGCCUCGACUGGCUACCUCUUCUUUUGACAAAACUGUCCGGGUUUGGGAUGCUGACAAUCCAGGCUAUUCACUUCGCACUUUCACUGGACAUUCUGCCUCUGUUAUGUCCCUGGACUUCCACCCGAACAAAGAGGAUCUCAUCUGCUCUUGUGACGGGGACAGUGAAAUACGGUACUGGAGUAUUAAUAAUGGUAGCUGUGCUAGAGUCUUCAAGGGUGGGACAACCCAGAUGAGAUUCCAGCCCCGUCUUGGUAGGUACCUUGCGGCUGCUGCUGAAAAUGUUGUAUCAAUACUGGAUGUUGAGACUCAAGCUUGUCGGCAUUCAUUACAGGGACACACAAAGCCUGUCCAUUCUGUGUGUUGGGAUCCCACAGGCGAUUAUGUAGCAUCUGUUAGUGAAGACUCAGUCAGGGUAUGGUCACUUGGCGCUGGGAGUGAAGGCGAGUGCGUCCAUGACUUGAGCUGUAAUGGCAACAAAUUCCACUCCUGUGUUUUCCACCCAACUUAUCCUUCAUUGCUGGUCAUUGGUUGUUACCAGUCUCUAGAGCUCUGGAACAUGGCUGAGAACAAGACCAUGACACUGUCUGCGCAUGAGGGGUUGAUUGCUGCCUUGGCGGUGUCAAACAUGAAAGGGUUGGUGGCUUCUGCAAGCCACGACAAAUUCGUCAAACUUUGGAAAUGAAAUGAAGGUUCUUUUGCUACAAUGGGUAAACUGCUAUCUGUACUCAAAAUUGCAUUCCACUCGGUUCUAACAUCUCUCAGUAGUGCUUGUUUUGAUUGCAGUUGGUCUAGCAGGGAAAAGGGUUGCUAGAUCACUGCCAUUGGCUCUUCUGUCUACUUAAUCUAACCGGAAAAGAUCACGUCUUAUACUAACCAUGUUGUUGUUGUAGUCGUUAUGUUUAUGAUAGGGAGACAUGACUCAUAAUCCAUCAUACUAAAUCCAUGAAAUACUCUUUUGUUUCACAGGCCAGCCAUUGCGAUAGGACUUAGUAGCUGUGUAUAUACUCUUUAUAUAAUAUAUGCAUAUUCGGAGUCUUUGUUUUC
Messenger RNA from Magnolia sinica, 3298 nucleotides. Its product is annotated as transcriptional corepressor LEUNIG. Gene Ontology annotation, molecular function: protein binding. The record is from RefSeq and is a predicted model, not a curated record. The transcript is spliced from 18 exons. Lineage: Eukaryota; Viridiplantae; Streptophyta; Magnoliopsida; Magnoliales; Magnoliaceae. Gene Ontology annotation, cellular component: nucleus. Bases 225 to 2936 code for a protein of 903 amino acids.